Oryzias latipes (Japanese medaka) is the source of this 4736-nucleotide messenger RNA. It is a transcript of the gene csde1, whose product is annotated as cold shock domain containing E1, RNA-binding. NCBI's taxonomy places the organism in Eukaryota, Metazoa, Chordata, Actinopteri, Beloniformes, Adrianichthyidae. Gene Ontology annotation, molecular function: nucleic acid binding. The record is from RefSeq and is a predicted model, not a curated record.
AAGCAGAAAAAACAGUUGUUACGUAUCGCGAGAGUUGCAGGUCUAAUCACUACGUAAUGUGCCGUGCUGCUUCUAGCGGCGCUGGUGACAGUGCUGAAAGCUGUUGGGUAUGAAGUGAAUCAGAACUGAAUUUUCUUACCAUCCGCAACUGCUUCAAGUUCAGAUCACGACAACGAAACUGAAGAAAAUCUCCCAAAAUAAUCACGACACUGAAGAAACGUGGGAGGAAAGGGAUCACUCUAAGGAUUUAAAACCAGAAGUAACCAAAUCCUGAAACGACCAAAGAAUAUCGACCCAACUGAAACGUAGAAGAGAAGCAACUCUGCGCCCGAGCCUUUUUUUCUGAAGAAAACUGAUCUGAAACCAGAAGUUUGUGCCUACUCAACAGCUUUGACAAAGCACACGUCCCAACGCUGCUCUUAGCCCUCCUCAUACUCGCUACACCGCCAGCUCACCAAGGUGUGGAGUGGGCUGCUAUCCACUAGUUUACCCCUGUAGUUCCCCCCAAUCCCUGCAUACUUUUCUCCCCAUCUUUGUAAGUUUUUUCUAAGCAGUGUUAUUGCACCUGCGAUUGCCUCUGUGUGCUAGAUCUCUCCCCAUUUUUUCUGUUUUCCUUUUUUAUUUUUUUUUAUUCCUUCUUUCAACCAUCUAGUACUUGUGCCAGAAACCUGUUAGGAGUGUGUGUGUGUUAAACUGUCUGUGAGAAGACAUCUGCAAAGGCAUCGAGCUCCAAAGAACUGCAAGAUACAAGACAGCCAUACAAGCAUAUUCCUGUCCUAAGCCCUGUGUCAGACAUGGAAAGGGGCUCCUCUGAACCCCCAGUGGCUCGCAGCACUGGUUCUGCCUCAUAUUCCUCCACCGGUCCCAUGCCCAUCCCUCGCUCCUCCUCCAUCUCUUGCCAUCCUCAUCCAGGAAGUAAAAAACACAAGCGGAGUCCCUUGUAUCAGAGAUCUAUGAGCUUUGACCCUGGAAUGCUCCAUAACAACGGGCACAGUGCCUAUGCCAACGGCAGCGGCCCUGGCAUCAGAGAGACCGGGGUGGUGGAGAAGCUUCUGGCCUCCUAUGGGUUCAUCCAGUGCUCUGAACGUCAAGCUCGUCUGUUCUUCCACUGCUCCCAAUACAAUGGCAAUCUGCAGGACCUUAAAAUAGGAGAUGAUGUAGAGUUUGAGGUUUCCUCUGACAGGCGCACUGGCAAGCCCAUAGCAGUGAAGCUGCUUAAGAUAAAGCCAGAAGUGCUGCCAGAGGAGCGCAUCUCAGGCCAGGUGGGGCCAGACCUGCACGCCUAUCCCUUAACUGUGCUGCAUGGUUAUAUUCAUCCAGUGGUUUCCUCAAUCCCUCUGCAUUUGGAUGGAAAGUCCGCUCCUGGCCAGGCGCCUACAGGCAGCGUGUGCUAUGAGAGGAACGGGGAAGUUUUUUAUCUCACUUAUACUCCCGACGACGUGGAAGGUAGCAUCCAGCUGGAGACGGGGGACAAAGUCAGCUUCUACAUGGACACCAAUAAGCAUACUGGUGCCGUCAGCGCGCGCAACAUUCAGCUGGUGAAGAAAAAGCAGACCAGGUGUCAGGGGGUGGUGUGUGCGACCAAGGAGGCUUUCGGGUUCAUCGAGAGAGCAGAUGUGGUGAAGGAGAUAUUUUUCCACUACAGCGAGUUCAGGGGCGACCUGGAGGCUCUUCAGGCCGGAGAUGAUGUAGAGUUUACUAUAAAAGAGAGAAAUAGUAAGGAAGUGGCUACAGAUGUCAGGCUGUUACCUCAGGGAACGGUCAUCUUUGAGGACAUCAGCAUCGAGCAGUUUGAAGGAACCGUUGUCAAAGUGAUUCCCAAGGUUCCCAGUAAAAAUCAGAACGACCCUCUUCCUGGACGCAUAACUGCAAGAGUGGGUUUGGCCGACAAGGAAUUGCCAUUUGGAGAAAAGGACACCAAGUCCAAAGUGACUCUUUUGGAAGGAGACCACAUUCAGUUCAACAUCUCCACUGAUCGUAGGGACAAGUUGGAGAGAGCCACCAACAUCGAUAUCUUCCCAGACACUUUCGACUUCACUAAAGAGUCUCGUGAAAUGGGGGUGAUUGCUGCCAUUCGCGAUGGCUUCGGCUUCAUCAAGUGUGUGGAUCGGGAUGCCAGAAUGUUCUUUCACUUCAGUGAGGUGUUGGAGGAGACCCAACUGCACAUCUCAGAUGAAGUGGAGUUCACUGUUGUGCCUGUAGGUCCCGUUAAUAAGCUUUACACAAAAGACAUGCUUUCAGCGCAGCGGAACCACGCGGUGCGCAUCAAGAAGCUCCCCAAAGGAACGGUGUCCUUCCACACCCAGUCUGAGCAGCGCUUUGUGGGCGUGGUGGAGAAGGAAGUCGCCGUAACCAACAAGAAUGCCAGCCCCACCAAGGGCAAGGAGAAGGUACCACCCGGCACAAAUGAAACUGAAGAGGGCGUGAUUGCGUAUGAAGACUGUGGGGUAAAGCUCACCGUGCCGUACCACAUCAAAGACCUGGAGGGCGGCAGUCAGCCUCAGACUGGAGAUAAGGUGGAGUUCUCCAUCAACGAGGUGAAGCGAACCGGCCAGCAGAGCGCGGUCUCCAUCAGGGUCCUGAACCGAAACGGCUCCAACGCCAAGAGACUGCACGGAUUCGUGGCUGCGCUCAAAGACAACUUUGGCUUCAUUGAAACGGCGAAUCACGACCAGGAAAUCUUUUUCCACUACAGUGAAAUGUGUGGAGAUCUGGAUAAUCUGGAUCUGGGCGACACUGUGGAGUACAGUCUGUCAAAGGGAAAAGGAAACAAAGUCAGUGCUGAAAAGGUCACCAAAGUGGCUGCAGUGAACGGGACGGGCGAGGAUGUUGGGACAACAAUUCUGACAGGAAAAGUGAUCCGUCCCAUCCGCAGCGUGGACCCCUCCCAGGCCGAAUAUCAAGGCCUCAUCGAAGUCAUAGAUGACGCUGGAGGAAAAGGACCGUCUUACCCCUUUGGAAUUAUGGGAAUGGCAAACAAGGGAGACUGUUUGCAGAAGGGAGAAUUUGUAAAGUUCCAGGUUUGCACGGUUUCCCAAACUGGCCAGAAGAUGGCGUGUAAUGUGGUUCCCCAGCGCCGGGCUGUGGUGGAGUGUGUCAAGGACCAGUUUGGAUUCAUUACGUACGAGGUGGGCGACAGCAAAAAGCUGUUCUUCCACGUCAAAGAGGUGCUGGACGGCCUGGAGCUCCAGACGGGCGACGAGGUGGAGUUCUCCGUGGUUCUGAACCAACGCACGGGAAAGUGCAGCGCGUGCAACGUGCGCCGAGUCAGCGAGGGGGCUAAGCCGGUGGCGACGCCGCGUCCAGACCGCCUGGUGAACCGGCUGAAGAGCAUCACUCUUGAUGACGCCAGCGCUCCUCGUCUGGUCAUCCUGAGACAGCCUCGUGGUCCGGACAGUUCAAAGGGCUUCAGCGUGGAACGCAAAACCCGCCAGCCGGGGGUGAUCGACUGAGCGGAGGCUCCCGCUGCGUCUGUGCUUGGCCGCUGUCCUCGCAGGCUCCAGCAGCACAAACUGGAAUUUGAUUUGAUGCUUGCACAUCAGCUAACCCACAAACGUGCGCACACAUGCAGCCGUUGGCGUGUCCGUUUGGCCAUUAUGCAUCCCUGUGAGGGAACUCGUCUCGCUCCUCCACCGUUCCCUACCUCCCACCCAUGAUUGAAUCGGUAGUACCCCACUGCAGCCUCCGUGGGUUCCUGAGAGUGUGCGUCUGUGUGUGUGUGUGUGUGUCAUGUUCCCCAGAGGUUAAGUGUGUGUGGCUGAGGGAUUUGUUUCAGUUUGUCUUUUUCCAAAUUGGCGUGACGACUGGCUUUCCGUGUCUUGACCUCUCGACCAGGCUCUGUCUGGAAUUCUGCACCUGUAAUCGGUCCGUGGACCCCCCCACCCCGCUCCAUUAAUGUCCUUCAUGCUGUUUCACUCACGGAAACCUCAAGUAUUUGAUCAAACUGGAGCUUUCCUACACAAUGCGUAGAUGGGCGUCGGCUCCGUCGGGACGCCGGGACUCUCCUCUGCUCGCUUUUUUGAGCAGUUUUAAAUGCUUGACUGAAGAGCUGAAGUAAAAGCAUGGAGUUAUGUCUGGGGGGGGUGUCAAAGUAGUUGCUAUACUUGAUGCUGACGUGCCCCCCUCCCCUCCCCGUCCCUUAGCGGUUUUUUCUCUUUCAGGUGCAGAAUUCCUCGUUGCAUCUUAUAUUUGCGAUUCUUUUAUACUCUUUUUCAUUUCUGCACAUCUUUUUUUUUUUGUUUUUUUCGGAAACUCAGUCUGCUAUAUUGAACGUUACAAAUAAGGUGCCUAUUAAUAGCAAAGUUAAAUAAAAAUCAAAAUAAAAGUAAGAUGUCUCCUCUGUUCCUAGCACACCACCAACAUAUUCAGAACAAUCUUAAGGUGGCCCCCCCCAGUAGAAAUAUUGCUAUAUGCAUCCCAGAAAUGUGGGUUCAUCUAUACUGUAUGUAAUGUGUGCUUUUUUUUUUUGUUUUCUUUCUAAUAAAAAGAUCAAAUAUAAUAAAUUUAAUUUAACGGAAAAAAGUAAAAAAAAAAAAGAUCAGCUUUUGAAAUUAGGAUAUUAGUUUUUGCUCUAGAGAGAUGAUGUUCCUCUGCACGAUGACCUACAGCAGAAACUCCUUCCUCUGGACUUCAUGGGGUUUUGGUUGGAUGACGUUCAGAGGUUCUUGUGUCUUUUUUUUGUUUUUUUCAUUUAUGGUCUUGAAUGAAACAAUUGAAUAAAGGUUUUAUGAAAAUGA